Dentiscutata erythropus is the source of this 1809-nucleotide messenger RNA. The record is from the annotation of a GenBank genome assembly. NCBI's taxonomy places the organism in Eukaryota, Fungi, Glomeromycota, Glomeromycetes, Diversisporales, Gigasporaceae.
AUGUUAUCCGAAAAGAACGAAAAAAAUCAAUUACGGACUAAAAUUAUUAAAUAUUCUGACAGACUCUUAACUGAACACGGGAAUGAAAUAUGUCCAGAAUUUUUUAAGAACCACUUUAAAUCUUUCCAGCAUGCCGAUGAUCCAAAUUGGAUCGGGUAUGGUGAUAUAUCCAUGUCUCCUUAUGAUACUGCUUGGGUCGCAAUGAUUCCUAGUAAAAUUUAUAAAGAAUCAAAGAUUUCAAAGGAUUUCAGUUUAGCAUUCCCUCAAUGUUUCUUAUGGCUUUUAAAUAACCAAGAUAUGCAUGGUAGUUGGGCUGGUAAUGGUGCUGGUGGCAUAGUACCAGGACUUGCGGGUCUUCUUGCUCUAGGUCUUUUCCGAUUCCAUUCCGGUGAAUUCUUUGAAAUUAAAUUGAAUGAUUUGGGAAUAACCAUUGUGCAAUAUAUUGCAAUUUUUGAGAAAGCCAAAAAGUUUUUACAAAAAGCACUAUAUGAAUGGAAUCUCGACAACUUUGACACGAUAUGCUUCGAAUUAAUAAUUCCUUACCAUCUCACAGCUCUUGCACAGCUUAAAGAACCGAUUGUGUUUGAUUUCCCUGAAAGUGAACGAAUUUUACAAGAAGUUUUUUGUGAUAAAAUAGACCUUUCACGAAUUCAAAAUAAAGACUUUCAAGCAAUUAAUGGCAGCUAUGGAUCUUCACCAGCCGCUACUGCUUCAGUGCUUUUACAUGCCCAGAAAUGGGACGAUAAAGCAUUCAAAUUUUUGGAAAAGAUAAUUUCGAAAUGUCCAUCUUAUGCAAAAGGUCAUGGCCUCGUUCCUACUAUAUGCGAUGUAGGAUUAUUUGAAACUAUUUGGAUGAUGCAUUCUAUUGGAGAAUUAUGUCUAAAUAUUCGUGCAAGCAAGAAAAUUAACCUCAAGCGCAAGCAUAUAUUAAUAAAAAAAUUUUUCUCCAAAAAUCUUGCACUUAUUAAAUACUUAUCUGCAUUAAACAAAGAACAUGGUGGAACUAUUCGAUGGACUAGUUGGGACAAUAAAAUACCGAAAGAUGCUGACGAUUCAACUGUGUGUAAUUGGCUUAUUAAGAAGUUUGACUCUGAUGGUGUGGUUGAUCUUGACAUUAUCACAAAGGCUUUUUAUAAUGGAAAAUAUUUCAUCACUUAUCCCAAUGAACGAACAUUCUCAAUUAGUUGUAAUGUGCACGCCAUCAAUCUUUAUGUCUCAGAGUAUCAAAAUUUGCAAUCAAAUAAUCAAAUGGUGAACAUCUCCACUUCUAAUACUAGUGUUACAAAGUUGGAAGAGAUAAUUGUGACUGCAACAAGUUUUCUAAUUUCACAACGAGAAAAAGAGGGUAUUUGGUUUGAUAAAUGGAAUAAAAGCCCAGCUUAUGUAACUUUCAAAGCAAACAAUUUGCUAUUAUCCUUACAAGAACACCCGAAUCUAUGCGCCAAGUUAGGAUUCACAACAAAUAAAGUGCUUUUUGAUUUUUGUAGAGAAACUGUUGAUUGGGCAUUAAGCACACAGCAUGCUGAUGGAAGUUGGGGUGAGCCGUCGAAUACAGGACCUGGCAACCUUGAAGAAACAAGUUAUAUUGUAAGGCUCCUGAAGACUGCUUCUAAGAAUUGGCCAGAUGAUGAAGUGAUUAAAUCAGCGUUAUAUAAUGGUAGGAAAUACCUUAUUAAACAUCUUGAUGAAUCAAUAAUGGAUCAAGGAUAUUUUCAUACAAAGCAACCUUUUUUGUGGAUUGGCAAACAAUAUUAUACUGUUCCGAGAGUUAUUAAAUCAUCUAUUCUUGUAUCUCUUUGGGUUGAUUAA